GUCAGUGCUACAAAAGUAAAUUAAUAACAAGAGAAAGCUAUUGUGAAGAAGUACAGAUAACUAAUAUUUUUUGCAAUUGACAACACUGAUAGCUACGUUGUAUAGCACACUGUAGCGGAAUUGUGUAGCGGUAGUAGAGCUCGGCACGACUCUGUUGCGGCUCUGAACUGCUAUUGCGUCCGCUGUUAGGGUUUCUGGGCGAAAUUUCCUAAAUCUCUUUUUUUAUAAUCGUUGUCGAUUAGAACCCUUUUAAGGAUAUUGUUGUGUUUUUCAUUUUAUUGUGUUCUUUCUCACAAACAAUCGUUAUGUUCUGCUUCCUGCUUUUAGUUCACUGCUUUAGCAUUUUAGGUGGUCGGUGGUACGGGACACUAUCUGUGAUUAACAACAUAGAUAUAAUUCAUGGCUUUUAUUUGAAUGUUAUUUCGAUUCGAUUAUUUGACGAGCUUUGCUGACUUUGGUAUAUUGAUCUGUUUGUCACUUUUCCUCAAAUCGAAUCUCAGGCAACAUGUCCGAGAAUCCUGUACAGGCCUUAUUUCAUCACUUUGAGCAAGUCACAAAUUUUGUUCAACAUCAUGUGUCUAAUUUUAUAAUCCAUAUUCAGUUAUCAGGACCCUCUGGUAAUGCCUCCGUUGAAGUGCCAUUUUUAAAAGCUACAUCUGUACAACCUCGUGAUCCCGUUCUCAAGGCAAAGUCCUCUACACCUGUGACCAAAGAAGACCUUGGAAGGUCUACAUGGACUUUUCUUCACACUCUUGCUGCUCAGUAUCCAGAUAAUCCUACAAGACAACAGAAGAAGGAUGUAAAAGAACUGGUACAGAUCUUGUCUCGAAUGUACCCUUGCAAGGAAUGUGCAGAUCACUUUAAGGAAGUUCUUAGAUCAAAUCCUGUACAGGCUGGGUCACAUGCUGAAUUUUCUCAGUGGCUAUGUCAUGUGCAUAAUGUUGUCAAUAGAAGCAUCAGCAAACCAAUAUUCCCAUGUGAACGAGUUGACGCAAGGUGGGGAAAACUGGACUGUGAGCAGAAUGCAUGUGAAAUUAUUGGAAGUAUAUCAAUUUUUGGGAAGAUAUGGUAGAUUUUUAUUUUUUACAAAAUAAUAGUUAUUUUUUGUACGGGAAAUAAUAGUAUUUAUACCAUACAAGCUAUUUAUUGAAUUCGAACUGUUGAAGAAAUCUUUAAGAUUGUUAUCCAGUGAUAUUUUUUAUUUUUUUCCGAUAAA
Medicago truncatula (barrel medic) is the source of this 1216-nucleotide messenger RNA. NCBI's taxonomy places the organism in Eukaryota, Viridiplantae, Streptophyta, Magnoliopsida, Fabales, Fabaceae. The record is from RefSeq and is a predicted model, not a curated record.